AUGCCGCGGCAAAAGCAGCCCGGAAAAGCGGAUAAGCAUGCCAAGCGGAAACCCUCAGCUCCAGAAACCGAGGACGAGUUUCUGGAAACGGCAGAUGAGCUGGAAAAAUCCGGCGGAAAGUGGCGAGCUGGUGAUGCCGCCAAAGCAAUGCGCUUCUUCCAGCGUGCCAUCGACACCUAUGGUACCGGACUCCAGCAGUAUCCAAGAAGCUUUGACCUUGCCUACAACAAGGCGCUGCUCCAGUAUCAGAUGACUCAGGACCAUCGAAUAGCCUCCCAGCUAGGAGAUCCCAUAAACUUGCUACGAGAGACGCUCGAGUCACACCGGUAUGCUCGGCAGUUGAAUGAAGAGAAUGCGGACAUCUUAUUCAACACAGCUCAGGUGCUUACGAGUCUUGCUGAGGCACGUGCCGAAGAUGUCGAAGAUGCUGAGAGCAGAAGUGAUGCUGUCCGCCUUCUGCAGGAAGCCGUAGAGCUGUUCUCUGCUUGUUUGACGCGGCAAGAGAUGGAGUACUCCGAACAACAAGCGGCAGCAGUAGAAGCAGCUAGUACUGCUACCGACACUGAUGCUGAAGACGUUAGGGACACUACGGAUACCGUGGAAACGUCUCCUGACUCACCAGAGGCGGAGCAAUGGGCCACGGUAGUGGAGCCCGUAACUCCUGGAACUCUGCUUGAGACGGCACUUGCACAGCUCUCCGCCCUAUCCACACUGGUGAGCCUCACUACAUCCUCUACCGUUAGUGCGUUGGGUUUCAUUCGCGAGCUUGCUUCGCCACUGCUGGUCACGAAGAUUCCUUCGUAUCUGUCCCUCAUCUCAACAGACUGCCCAAACCCGAUCAUGAAAGAAGAACCUUCAUCAGCGUCCGCUCGUUCAAUAUCUGUAACGGAGCCAAACCCUCAGCCCGUCGCAGACGCUACACAAGAACCACCUCCACACGUGACAGCUGCGCUCGCGAUCUCAGCAUACACGGCAGCCAUAGCCGACGCGGAGUACCGCGCUGGCCUUACUACCGCAGAUGAUUAUGGCGCGCGCUUGACCAACGCGUAUGAGCCGCUUCUGUCCGAAGACCGCUAUCAAGCCGCACCAUCAAAGCCGUUCACAGCAGUCCUUGGCGCCUAUGCGGACGCUUUAAGCGAUCUUGCUUCCUCCCUUGCGGGUUUGGACAGGGCGAAGCAUAAGCCGAAUCAAAAACCCUCCCAGCACGCAGCUCUCCGCUGGCAGGCCCUUACCCGCGCCCAAGAACUGCUCACUGCCGCUUCCAAACAAGAGACGGCGAACGCAGAGAAGGCACGAAUAUAUCUCGCGCGCGGCGAUGUCGGGCUCGGUCGGUUCCAGCUCGCCAGCCUGCCGGAUGCAGCGGCUAGCCUGGUUAAGAGCAGGGAGGUGCUGCUGAAGAAUGCGGGAGUGUACUAUCGCGGGGCUGCCGGGUUGGCGAGGCAGAGUUUUGACACAGAGACGGUUAUGGAAGCUACGGUGAAGGAGGCUGUAGCGCAGGUGCAGGCAGCGCUCUUCCGGAACGAUGCUGUUGCUCAGAGCUCCGCGAUAUGGGAGAAGCUACUAUCUGGGACAGGGAGGAAGCAAGUGUUAGAUGUCGUCAGAGAGAUGCAGGAGGAUGGACUGAUUGCAGAAGAGCUGGUGAAGCAGCUUGUUGGGUGA
Messenger RNA from Coniosporium apollinis CBS 100218, 1659 nucleotides. RefSeq lists its product as uncharacterized. Lineage: Eukaryota; Fungi; Ascomycota; Dothideomycetes. Gene Ontology annotation, molecular function: protein binding. The transcript is spliced from 3 exons. The record is from RefSeq and is a predicted model, not a curated record. The coding region runs from base 1 to 1659 and encodes 552 amino acids.